GCGGCAGGAAGGGGAGGACCCAACCCGGCCAGGGGGAGCCCGUGCGCGGGCGCGGGGCUGGGUCGGAAAAGCUGCCUCAAGGGCGCGCUCGCUGCCCCUCCGCUCCCUCCCUCCCCGUGCUCCCAGCCUGGGCCUCUCCUCUCCGCAGCUCCUUCCCCGAGACAGCGCCCGCUGCGGCCUCGCCAUGUCCCAGCCUGGCCAGAAGCCCGCAGCCUCCCCGCGACCCCGGCGCAGCGCAGUGGCCUGCCACACCCAGGAGCUUAUUUACUGGCUAAUCCUGUUUUAACAACCGGAAUACAUACACAAGAUCAUUUAAAGCAUGUCAAUGUGCAAACCAGUGGAUCACCUUCCAACCCAGGAGGAAAGAAAGGAUCAGAUGAGAAAAAAGCAGCAAGUCUUGGGACCAGUCAACCCUCCAGAAGCUCUACUGGAAGAAUAGCUCCCACCCCCAAGGUAUCAGCUUCCUUGGGUACACCGAGCAAGUUUUCCAGUAUGAAUCCCACAGAAACUAAGGCCAUAAAAACAGAACCUGAGAAGUCACAAUCGACUAAGCCAUCUGUGGUUCAUGAGAAGAAAUCCCAAGAAGGAAAGCCAAAAGAACACACAAAGCCAAAAAGCCUGCCCAAGCAUGCCUCAGACAUAGGAGGUAAACAUGCUUAUAGUGAAAGAGCAGUUUCCAGAUCAAGUGAACAGGUGCCAUCAGAGAAACCAAUGGAACGAAAGACCAAACCACAAGACACAAUUUCUGCUGGUGAAGAGAGUGUUGCUGCUGGUAUAGCUGCAGCAUCCUGCAGACCGGUUGACAAGAAAAAAGAAGAGAAACCAUUAACUCCAGCUGUGCCAGUUGAAUCCAAACUGGAUAGACCAUCUGGAAAGUCAGGCCUGGACGCUGCUUUGGACGAUUUAAUAGACACGUUGGGAGAACCUGAAGAAACUAAGGAAGACAGUACAACUUAUACUGGACCAGAAGUUUCAGAUCCAAUGAGUUCCACCUACAUAGAGGAAUUAGGUAAAAGAGAAGUCACAAUCCCUCCAAAAUAUAGGGAACUUUUGGCUAAAAAAGAAGGGAUUACAGGCCCUCCCCCAGACUCUUCGAAACCCCUAGGGCCGGAGGACGUCAUAGAUGCCUUGUCAUCUGACUUCACCUGUGGUUCUCCUACUGCAGAUGGAAAGAAAACUGAAAAAGAGAAAUCUACAGGAGAGGUUUUAAAAGCUCAGUCAUCAGGGACAGUGAGAACUGCUGCUCCACCCCAGGAGAAGAAAAGAAAGGUGGAGAAGGAUACAAUGAGCGACCAAGCCCUUGAGGCUCUGUCAGCUUCGCUGGGAACCCAGAAACCAGAACCCGAACUUGACCUCAGUUCUGUUAAGGAAGUCGAUGAGGUAAAAGCUAAAGAAGAAAGACUAGAGAAGUGUGGCGAGGACGAGGAGACGGUCCCGUCUGAGUACAGACUGCAGCCAGCCAUGGAUAAAGAUGGGAAACCACUACUGCCACAGCCUGAAGAAAAACCCAAGCUCCUGAGUGAAUCACAACUCAUUGAUGAACUUUCAGAAGAUUUUGACUGGUCUAAAUGUAAAGAAAAACAAUCUAAGCCAACUGAGAAAACAGAAGAAUCUAAGGUCACUGCCCCAACUUCUGUGGCGGAGACUGUGCCUCGGAUUUCCAUGUGUAGUAUACAGUCAGCACCACCCAAGCCACCUGCCUUGCAGGGUCCAGUGCCUGAGGAUGCUGUAGAGGCCUUGGCUGGUAGCCUGGGGGAAAGGGAAGCAGAUCCAGAAGAUGGAAAACCUGUGACAGAUAAAGUCAAGGAUAAAGCCAAAGAAGAAGACCAUGAAAAACUUGGUGAAAAAGAAGAAACAAUACCCCCAGAUUAUAGAUUAGAAGAGGUCAAGGAUGAAGAUGGAAAACCACUCCUGCCCACAGAGCUCAAGGAGCAGCUUCUGCCACUGAGGGAAGACUUCCUUCUUGAUGCUUUGUCUGAGGACUUCUCCAGUCCCCUGAAUGCUUCAUCUCUUAAAUUUGAAGAUGCUAAACUUUCUGCUGUCAUCUCUGAAGUGGUUUCCCAAACCCCAGGUUCAACCACUCACUCUGGAGCCCCAUUCUCUGAUACGUCGCAGAGUGACAAAGAUCUUGAUGAUGCCUUGAAUAAACUCUCUGACAGUCUAGGAGAGAGGCAGCCUGACCCGGAUGAGAACAAACCAAUGGAGGAUAAAGUGAAGGAAAAAGCUAAAGCUGAGCACAGAGACAAGCUUGGAGAGCGAGAUGAUACCCUCCCUCCUGACUACAGACACCUCCUGGACAGUGACGGGAAGGACAAAGACAAACCUGCGAAGCCACCUACAAAUAGAUCACAGGAGUCAAAGAAAUCUGCAGGUGACCGAGACCCCACUGAUGCCCUCUCAGGAGAUUUUGACAGCUGUCCCUCAACUACAGAAACCUCACAGAAUACAGCAAAGGAUAAGAGCAAGAAGACUGCUUCCAGUUCCAAAGCAUCCAAGAAGGAAGGCAAAGCAAAGGACCCAGCAAAGACAACAGAGGGGACUUCUAAGCCAAAAACUGGUGAAAGAGAUACUAGUUAAAGUUUACUGCUAUUUGGUAUCUGCAUGUAAAAUCUUCAGCUGGUGAAUGGUGACUUUUGAAGAACAAAAAGCUUUGGCAACAGAAAAUAUUUUCUGGGUGGCUGCUAGAUUUGAAUCUUCUGAUAUCCUAAACAUGGUUUGUUAUUAUUUUCCAGAAAGAAAAUGAAUUACUCUGGUUCACCUGUGUAAUUGUGCUGAGUAUUGAUAAACUUUGAAUUUUUUUUAAUUGCCUUUGGUUGGGAGAGAAAGGAAGCUUUAUAUUUGUAAUAAAUAUAUUUGAUAAAGUUUCUUAAAGCAACACCAAAAAAAAAAAGAGAGAGAGAAAACCUUUGCAAACUUUUGCACCUUGUACACACAGUGCCUAUAGAUCUCAAUAGUUUUCAGUUUGCAACUUGUUUUUUUUUGUUAGCAUUAACAAAAUGCUUUAAACAUUCUUCGAUGUUCUGAUUUCUUAUUACCUACCCCUUUCCUCUUGGGUUUUUGAACUGUACUUGAUUUGGUGGUGGGGGCAAUUAGGCACAAAGUCCCUCUUGGGCUGUGAGCAGUAAAGUAAGUCAAAUCCCUGGAGAAACCAGGAAACACUGAACUCUUCCCAGUUUGAACUCUUCUUUGCCACGUGUGGGGGCUUCUGCACCUUCAGGUCAACCCAAAACACAGCAAUCUUCAGUUAAGUCAGCGAACUACAGGCCAGACAAGUCAGUGGUCGGCAAGUUUUGAGAACAGGAAAUGGGUUUGAACUCUCUUGGCUGAUUGUGUUGCUAAACUGUGCUAACUGUGCUUUCUAUUCUUUAUACAAAACCUUAGCACAAUUCUUUGCUUGCAGCCAUUGCCACAUCAGUCUUUCCACUGUAUAGCAUGAGGCUUUAUGGAAGUUACGUUACCUAAUACAAAAAAAAAAAAAUUCCACUUUAAAAAAAAUAUAUAUAUAUAUAGGUGGCACCUGUGAUCAAAGGAGUAGGGCUCCGGCCCCAUAUGCCAGAGGUGGUGGGUUCAAACCCAGCCCCAGCCAAGAAAAAAAAAAAAAAAAAGUAUAUAUACAUACAUAUAUAUCUA
Molecule: messenger RNA, 3630 nt
Organism: Nycticebus coucang (slow loris)
Lineage: Eukaryota; Metazoa; Chordata; Mammalia; Primates; Lorisidae
Gene: CAST
Product: calpastatin
Exons: 32
Coding region: 493-2577 (694 amino acids)
Cellular component (GO): cytoplasm
Molecular function (GO): calcium-dependent cysteine-type endopeptidase inhibitor activity
Source: RefSeq, a predicted model, not a curated record